AUGGGGAUAGACGAGAUUUUGCGAACGCACAUUCUACCAGGCCAGCACGUUCUUCCCUUAGUUACCACAAUAUCUCUGAUCAUCGUUACUUUGAUUUCGUUUUUUGUCCUCAACAUAAAGCCAAAAUAUCCAAUCGCCAAUCCUCCUGCUUGGUUCGAGCCUACUACAUUUAAGCGUCUCGAAUUCCUGACGAACGAUCACAAGGUAUUCGAGAAUGCCAUCAAACGAUAUGGGAAACAGCCGUUUAGGCUCAUCACCGGUGGGGGUGAAGUCACCGUCUUUCCGCCAGAAUAUGCCAACUUGAUACGCAACGAACGUCGCCUGUUAUUCACUAAAGCAUUCGCAAACGAUUUUUCAGGCCACCUAUAUGGCCUAAAACCCUUUCUGGCCUUUUCAAACCCAAAGAGAGUCAUGCAAAUUGUGGUCAAAAAGCAGCUUACCAAGUACUUGAAAUGGAUAGAUGCUAUCAUUGCAGAUUCCGCCCUUCAGCUGGUUACCCGCCUGUCAAGUAAGGUGUUCCUUGGCGACGAGUUAUGUCGUAAUGAAGCCUGGCUUCAAGCCACCAAGAAUUACACCGUGCACAGUGUCACGACCGGGUUUUCGCUCUCCUUCAUGCCUCUGCCAAUCCAGUAUAUAUUUGCUUGGUUUGCAAAAGAUGCCAGACUUGCGCAAAAGUACUUUAUCGAAGCAUGCGAUAUCCUAGCCCCAAUUAUUAUGACGCGUUUAACAAAUGAGCCUUAUUUGAUCCCGGUAUUGCGUAAAGAGGCUAUCGAGGUCUUGAGUGCUGACGGUCUCAGUAAGGCUGCGCUUGCCAAUUUAAGGAUCAUGGACAGUGCUUUAAAGGAAGCUCUCCAAUUAUGCCCGACUACCUGUCUUCAAAUGAAAAGGAUUGCAACUGAGACAAUCACGCUUGCGAACGACACCAUUCUUAAGAAGGGCGGCUACUACGUCGUGAACGGUACGAGCUUGACGAACCCAGAGAUAUGGCCCGAACCAGAGAAGUUCGAUAUCUACCGUUUCUACCGUCUACGACAAGAUCCCGCUACUGCUAGCAAGGCUCAUCUAGUGUCCACCAGUCCGGAACAUCUCGGAUUUCGUCACGGAGAUCAGGCGUGUCCCGGCCGUUUCUUCGCUGCGAACGAAGUUAAAAUUGCAUUGUGUCACCUUCUGCUUAAAUAUGACUAUGAGCUUGCACUAGGUGGAAAUGUGGAGCUUAUUCAUUCGUCUGGUGAUACGAUGAGGUUCGACCCGAAUAAUAAGGCACGAUUUAGGCACCGCAAGGAAGAAGUGGAUCUGGAGUCUUUGUUUUCCAAAUAA
Bipolaris victoriae FI3 is the source of this 1317-nucleotide messenger RNA. RefSeq lists its product as hypothetical. Gene Ontology annotation, molecular function: monooxygenase activity; heme binding; oxidoreductase activity, acting on paired donors, with incorporation or reduction of molecular oxygen. NCBI's taxonomy places the organism in Eukaryota, Fungi, Ascomycota, Dothideomycetes, Pleosporales, Pleosporaceae. Bases 1 to 1317 code for a protein of 438 amino acids. The record is from RefSeq and is a predicted model, not a curated record. The transcript is spliced from 6 exons.